AAAAAGGGCCAUCUAAUCCUCUAUGGGGAGAAACCCAGCAGGGAUGUGGGGAUACAACUCUACUCUUGUUGUUACGUAUAAUAAAACAUUGAUGACAUUUAUAACCAUGUCCUCUUCUAACCCUCUCAUCUGUACUUAAUUCUCUCUGCAAUAUAUUUUAUCAUAGACACUUUACCAACAAAAAAACAGAGGAGAUGAGAUACGUUCGUACAGGUAGCUUAAAGAGGUUAUUCUCAUUUGGAAGGCAGAGUAGUUUUGAUGGUGAUUUCCCAAAAGCUUGUCCUUUCAAUGAAGAAGUAGAACAAAAUAAUACAACACAGAUACCUCGUCGACCCACAUGGAAAUGCUUCUCUUUUCAAGAAAUAUUUCGUGCCACCAAUGAUUUCAGUUCAGAAAAUAUUGUUGGGAGAGGAGGGUAUGCAGAGGUGUACAAAGGAGUAUUAGAAGAUGGGGAAGCAAUAGCUGUAAAAAUGCUGACAAAAGCGACCGAUGAUGAGAGAAAAGAGAAAGAGUUCUUGACAGAAAUUGGGACACUUGGUCACGUGUGUCAUCCCAAUGUGACAUCACUGCUUGGUUGUUGUAUUGAAAAUGGACUUUAUCUCAUUUUUCAGUUUUCCUCUAAAGGCUCUGUUGCUUCUAUUCUCCAUGAUGAGAAAUCAGCCACUAUGGACUGGGAAACAAGGUACAAGAUUGCAGUUGGAACUGCAAAAGGUUUAUAUUAUCUGCAUAAAACUUGUCCUCGAAGAAUAAUUCACAGGGAUAUCAAGGCUUCGAACAUUUUGUUGAGUGAGGAAUAUGAGCCACAGAUAUCAGAUUUUGGACUGGCAAAAUGGCUUCCAUCACAAUGGACCCAUCAUUCCAUUGUUCCAAUUGAAGGGACUUUUGGGCACUUAGCACCAGAAUAUUUCAUGCAUGGAGUAGUUGACGAAAAGACAGAUGUUUUUGCAUUUGGAGUGUUCUGCUUGGAGCUCAUUUCGGGGAAAAAGCCAGUUGACAAUUCCCAUCAAAGCUUACAUAGCUGGGCAAAACCUCUUUUGAGCAGAGGAGUUAUAGAAGAAGUUGUUGAUCCUGGGCUAGAAGGGACAUUUGAUUCCACACAGCUUUGUAAACUUGCCUUUGCUGCUUCUCUUUGCAUUCGUGCUUCUUCUAUAUGGCGCCCUACCAUGAGUGAGAUUCUGGAGAUAAUAUUGGGAGGUGAAGUUGAUAAAGAAAAAUGGAAAAUGCCAGAAGAGGACGAAGAACAAGAAGAGUUUUGGGGUUUUGAGGAUCUUGAAUGUGAAUGUGAAUGUGAUAGUUCCUUCUCAACUUCCCCACAUGCCACAUUCUCAACCAGAAGCUCAUAAAUUCAUAUCCACAUAUUCAACAUCAUUUGCUAAAGUAUUUAUGAGAGUACUACAUAACUGUAUAUGUAAGUGCUAGACAUUUAUAGAUAACACUUAGGGGGUUAGUUUACUAGUCAUAGUACUACACUAAAUUUUAAAUUUUGAGGUUUUGAAACUUCGGAUUUAUGUUUGUUACUUUACAAAAACCCGCAUUUAGUUAAUUAAUGUCCAUAUGUAAAAUAAAACGAUUGGAAUAAUUGAUAUCAUUGAUACUGAUAUAUAUACUUCGUGACUCCA
This is a messenger RNA of Lycium ferocissimum, 1619 nucleotides long. Its product is annotated as probable receptor-like serine/threonine-protein kinase At5g57670. The record is from RefSeq and is a predicted model, not a curated record. Gene Ontology annotation, molecular function: protein kinase activity; ATP binding. The transcript has 7 exons. Lineage: Eukaryota; Viridiplantae; Streptophyta; Magnoliopsida; Solanales; Solanaceae. Bases 195 to 1343 code for a protein of 382 amino acids. Gene Ontology annotation, biological process: protein phosphorylation.